Messenger RNA from Paramecium sonneborni, 1518 nucleotides. The record is from the annotation of a GenBank genome assembly. NCBI's taxonomy places the organism in Eukaryota, Ciliophora, Oligohymenophorea, Peniculida, Parameciidae.
AUGGACGAAUUAUUAGGAGCUAUAUAGUAAAGAAAAGCAAAAAUAAAUGAAAUUUAAGACGCUAUUUAUUAGAUUAGAGGAAAUUAACCAUAAGAGAGAUGGAAUGUAUACUCUAUGGUAAGAAAAUUGAAAGAAGAAGAAAAAAUAAGAGCCGAAAAAGAAAAUUGGAUAGUUGGAGUGAUUCGAAAUACUAAAUCAUACAAUGAAGAACAAAUGUGGUUGGUUUUAUUAUUAUAAUUAGUCAUAUUUAUGUCAAGACAAAUGAAAUGAUGAAAGCUAUCAGCAAUCAUUUUUUAGAAAUUCCUUAUACACCAACAUGUAAUUUGUACUAAUAUUUGGAAAAUUAUUACAUUCUUCAUUCAAGUUUUCAGAAGCAUCUCAAUUAAGAUGCUCAACUUAAGGUUUAAUUUAAGCAAGCAGUCAGAGCAGGGAACAUAUCAUUAGUGACUGAUCUAAUUAAAUCACUUUUAGGAACCUCACGUAAACAAUACAGGGACUUUGUUGAAGAGUUGAGUAAUUAAGUUAAAAAAGAAUCUUCUCCUUAAAAAAUAAGAAUUGAGAAUCAACGCAUCCGUUCGUCAACAUAAAAGAUUGAAGAAAUAAAAUUAGUUGAAAAACCACUUACAACUAAUAUGAUCAAUAAAGUAGAUCGAAUUAAAAGAAAACAAAUAACUAUUUCUAAAAUACAAAGGUAAUUAUUAAUCAUUAAAUCAGUUCAUGUGAUUUAUCCCCAACAACUGAAACUCCUACAUUAUAUUUAAGAAACAAAUUCAAAGAAGUUGAAAAAUCUCAAUUUAUUUCAAUGUUUGCAAAUAUCUCUGCAGUAAUUGAUGAUUUAGAUGAACAAAAUAUUCAAAUAUGUGAUUAUCAAACAGUUAAGAGACAAUCAUAAAAUUAUGAAGAAUUUAAAACCAACUAUGAUACACUUUGUGAUAAGAUCAGAUUAAGAAAUAAUCUAAUUUAAUAGAGUGUUUCUGAUUAUACAAAUUAUGCAUUAAAAAGGUAAUAAUUAUAAAAUUUAAUUUUAUAAGAGUUUAAAAUGUCGAAACAGAAUACCCAAAUUUAAUAAAAGAAAAAUAUACUACUCUGUAGAAUAAUUAAGAUUAUCACUUUUGCAAUAUUCAAUUAAAGCCUAUUUUUGAUAGUAUGUGUCCUUGUAUGUAAAAACAAAUUGUAUGGCCAAAACCAUCCCCUAUUAAGAAUAAAGUUAUCAUCAGAAAAUCUGUCUAAUAGAUUAAAAAGUAGGUAAAUUAUGUAUAUAAGUAGUCUGAUUAAUAAUCAAAAAAAGAAUAAAUUGAUAUGAGCAAACAUAAUAAUAGUCCAAAUAAUAAUGGAAAAUCUAAACAAUAGAUGCCACAACUUAAGUUGAACAAAGAAACAUAAUUAAUAAAGGCUCAUCCAAGAGCAUUAUCAGCCAAUACUCAAUAAUAGCCUGUAAAAUAUUUAACCUGCUCAAGUUUCAUUGAGAAUCCUAUUGCAAUUAAAACUAAUCUCUUAGUUCGUAGCAUUCAUGAAUGA